AAAGAUGUGGGGUCGUCACAUGACACAGACAUCCGUGUCACCAAUCUUUCUCUCAGUGGAUUGCAGAUGCCAUGUUAUCACCGGCCCAGAGCAAACUUAUAAUACAAUUUUCCAAUCGAUUGAUUCCCUCCCUAUCGGCGGCCUAUCCACCUUGCUGUCUCUCUUCUGCUGUUGUUGUUGUUGCUUCUGCUGCUGCUGCUACUGCUGCUGAGGUUGUCCCUUCACCUUCACCUCGUCUUUCUUCGUCAACAGAAGGGAACCCAACGGAGGAAGGAAAGAAAACAUUGGAGCAGCCCCGAAAAGAUCGCAACUUUCCAUGCUCUCGGACCUCUAAGAGGCAGCGGCUGGCAUCUCCAAUGGGAAUCUCGUCGGAGGAAGCUCAGGAUCGAAGGAUGCAGGGGUGGCUGUACCUGGUCCGGUCUAAUCGACUUGGGUUGCAGUACUCGAGGAAGAGGUACUUCGUUCUUGAUGGCAACGCCCUCAAUUGCUACAAGAACGUACCCGCGUCAAAUAAAGAGGAACCUAUUAGAAGUGCAGUGAUUGACUUCUGCAUACGCGUCACAGAUAAUGGGAGAGAGAAUAUGCUUAGAAAUGUCAUGUAUGUAUUUACGCUGUGCAGUGCCUCUAAUCACAAAGAUCAACUUAAGUUGGGUGCCAGAAGCUCGGAAGAAGCUGCAAGAUGGAUCAGAUCUAUAAUGGAAGCAGCAUUAAAGGAGGACCCAAACAAAGAAGAAAAUGUUGUAGCUUGUUCAAAGAGAAGAUGCCAAUCAUUUAGGCUGCGUCAUGCAAAUGGGAGAGGCAGGAAGCACCCUUUAGAUUGGACUGUGUUCACAUCUGUUCUUGCGGAUCCUACAACAGCUGAUGUAAUUGCACCUUCCACAUGGACAAUAGUUGGCUGCAAAAAUGGCUUACGGCUGUUUAAGGAGACAAGAGAUGCUGAUUCUCAUGGAAUGCAUUGGGAUGAUCAUCCAGCUUUAAUGGCAGUAGGUGUUAUUGAUGCAACCUCUGAGGCUGUUUUCCGGAGAGUUAUGUCUCUUGGUCCAUCAAGAUCAGAAUGGGAUUUUUGCUUACUAGAAGGUAAUGUUGUUGAACACUUGGAUGGUCACACUGAUAUCAUUCACAAAAAAUUGCGUAGUGAUUGGUUGCCAUGGGGAAUGAAAAAAAGGGAUUUAUUACUACGGCGCUAUUGGAGAAGGGAAGAUGAUGGAACAUAUGUAAUACUCUAUCAUUCUUUUUCCCACCAAAAAUGUCAACCUGAGAGAGGCUAUGUUCGUGCCUGCCUUAAAAGUGGAGGAUAUGUAAUAUCUCCAGUGAACCAAGGAAAACAAUCAGUUGUAAAGCACAUGCUUGCAAUUGAUUGGAAAUUUUGGAAGUCUUAUUUGUUCACCUCAUCCGCAGAGUAUAUUACAAUCCGAAUGUUAGGGAGAGUUGCGGCUCUCCGAGAAUUCUUCCGUGCAAAAGUUGGUAGCUGUGCUUGCUCUGAUUUUUCAUCAGGUGAGUCAACAAGGGAGAUAGGGUUGCCACAGAAUGAGAGGGAACACAUGAAACUAGAGCAGCCAGCAGAGGAAAUUAGUAAAAGUGAGGAUUCUGCAGAUGAGACACAAAGAUCGCCGGCCAAAAAUGCAAAAGCAGGUGGAUCAUUCCUUCAACUGAAUGAUGCAGCUGAUGAGUUUUUUGAUGUUAUCAAUGAAUCAGAGUAUAAUGAAGUGGAAGCUUUGUGGCCUUCUGAUGAUGGCUUGCAAACCCAGUUAGUGCAAGACCAGCGCCAUUCCAAGCUGUCAACAGCUGCAGUUUUCGUGAGAAAGUUGCAUGAUAUUGCAGUUCAAAAAAGAGGUUAUGUUGACUUACAGGAAGCCUCAACAGGAGAAAGUGUGCCAUGUAGUUAUGGAGCCACACUUCCAAAAGACCCAUGUUGCAGUUUGCCUUCCAGUUGGGCAAUGGCAGAUCCUUCAACAUUUUUAAUUCGUGGUGAAUCUUACCUACAUGAUCAUCUAAAGAUAAAAGCCAAUGGUACCUUGAUGCAAAUGGUAGCUGCUGAUUGGUUAAAAUCUGAUAAACGUGAAGAUGACCUCGGUGGUCGACCUGGGGGAAUCGUUCAGAAAUAUUCAGCACACGGUGGCAGUGAGUUCUUUUUUAUUGUACACAUACAGGUUCCAGGUUCUACCACAUACAGCUUAGCUUUAUAUUACAUGAUGGAUAGUCCACUUGAAAGUUUUCCCCUCCUAGAAAGAUUCGUCAAAGGUGAUGAUGCAUAUAGGAAUUCAAGGUUUAAACUCAUUCCAUAUAUUUCUAAGGGUUCUUGGAUCGUGAAGCAAAGUGUGGGAAAGAAAGCAUGUUUGGUGGGUCAAGCACUUGAUAUCAACUAUUUCUGUGGGAGCAAUUAUAUUGAGCUUGGUGUCGACGUUGGCUCAUCGACAGUUGCUAGGGGCGUUGUAAGUCUUGUUCUUGGUUAUCUGACCAAUCUAGUGAUAGAAAUGGCUUUUCUAAUUCAGGGUAACACGGAAGAAGAGCUUCCUGAGUUUCUUCUUGGAACUUGCAGGUUGAACCAUCUUGAUGCUUCCAAAGCGGUUCCGAGUAACCCAUGAUUACAAAUUACCUGUAUAUGAUUCUUUCAUUUGAUAGAAGUUCGACAUCGAAGCAAGUAAUGUAUGCCUCAAUAAGAGGUGCAAUAACAACUUGUAACGAUGCGAACAACUACUUUGUAUUUCGACUCUUGUUGACCUGUCAAUCGGUUGGUAAUUACCAUAGAAUUUGAUCUUUGAUUUGCAA
This is a messenger RNA of Musa acuminata subsp. malaccensis (wild Malaysian banana), 2769 nucleotides long. RefSeq names its product protein ENHANCED DISEASE RESISTANCE 2. Lineage: Eukaryota; Viridiplantae; Streptophyta; Magnoliopsida; Zingiberales; Musaceae. The record is from RefSeq and is a predicted model, not a curated record. Gene Ontology annotation, molecular function: lipid binding.